AACAAGCUGUCUCUUCUGAUUUCUUCCAUAGACGAACAGCAGUCAACAGGUGAAUGUUCUACUGCACAGUUAGAUAUAAUUUUUCUCGAUGAAGCUUGGAAUUAGAGAAUUUUUUUGGCGGAUACCGUGUGGAUUAUGACAAUUUACGAGUAAAUAAUAUUUCUCUGAACACCAAAAAUGGAUAUGAGCACCAAGAUACCAAUUCUUAUCUUCAUGAUUAUUUUUAUAAGCUGUGUGUCAGGAGGGGACGUCCCUGGGCCUUAUAAACUGACAGUGGAUAUUUUGGAUGGGGAGGUGACAGCGCUUUGGAGCCAUCCUAAAGAUGCCCCUUCAAACACCAUGUACAAUGUAGAAUUUGCGAAGUACACUGAAGAAUGGGCCAUGGUGGCCAGGUGCACAGGGAUCAAAGAGACCUACUGUGACCUUAGCAGCUUUAUACGUGAAUACCGAGCUGCCUACAAGGUCAGAGUUCAGCUGGUAGCUGGAGAUAAAGAGUCUGCUUGGACCAGAAAGAAAUUUCUCCCAAAUGAAAGUAAACUGCAGCCUCCCUCCUUCACUUUGUGGGCUACGUCCAGCACUCUCACAGUAUAUAUUCACGAAAAAGAAAUUCUGUAUGAGCUGUUUCCCUUUGGGCUUACCUACAAUAUCAGCCUUGAGGAAAGAGGACAGCACAGUAAGAAAACCAUAGCAUACUUGAAAAGUGACAAAGGAGACAAUAAGACGACCAAGACUUUCAGUUCUCUCCAUUGGGGAAGAGAGUACUGUGUCCGUAUCGUGGUAGAGGCCAUUGCAGAUCUCCCCGUCAGCAGCACGUCCCCUCAACAGUGUCUGCAGCUACCAGAGCAAGAGUGGUACAUGAUUGCUGUAUCAUCCUUGUCCAUUGCGGGUGUGUUGGCUUUUAUUGCUAUCACAGCAGCCAUCCUACUGUGUUACCUGAAGCAUCCAGAGAAAACACCUGCUGUACUGAAAUCCACUGUAAGUGGCUGGCAUCCACUCACUGUUGGAGAUGAGACAAUGGAAGUCGUCACAGACAAAGGCUGGUUCCUGUCCAGUCACAGAACAGAAGUGAAACAACCAAUGACACUCCUUGUUGCCGUAACAGAGGACAGUGGAGAGGAGAACAGGCGGACAAGCAUGGACAGUGGGGUCAGCAUGAAGUCCAGCUCUGUUACCAAGAGUGGAGGAAGUCCUCCAAUGAGACAAGAGGACAGUGGCUGUGGGAGCAUGGGAGGAUCAGAGAGCUCCACUAGCAGUCAGACGGAUUACCCCCUGCAGGAUGAGAGUACUGAUACCGACACAGUCAGGAAGAGGGAGGAUAGUGGAGUGGGCCUGGGCUGCCAGCUCAAUUCUUCAUCCAUGAAUCUGAAUGCACUGGACAGCGAACCUCUGAAAGAGUUUGUUGCUGGUAAUAAUUAUCACAGCCAGAGCCAUUCAGCUGUGCAGAUUUGUGUCUGUGAUGAUGAGGAAGCGCUUAAACAAACAAUUCCUGAUCCAGUUUUGAUAGAAGUGGUCACAGGCUACAGGGCCGGGCCUCAGUCGUGUAUCUGCUCAGGAGCAGGUCAGUGCACUUGGUGCCAUAAACAAGGCCUCAAUGAAACGGACACAAUCAAACAAUACAGAACUAUGCAUAUAGAAAAUGGACUAUUGAGCGACAAUUGUAACAUUACUGACUCUUACAAAGAAGAGCUCAUAUUUUCAAGUUAUCCCAGAAAAACACAAAUGGACACACUCAUGAUGAAUGACUUGGAAACAACUUUCUUGCAUCUUGGGGAGAAUUUCCCUUUGCUAUCAGCUCUUUCACCAAUGGCUCUAGUGGAGGGAAAACAGGACUUAAAUAUGAACAAUGUGUCCCUCUCUCUCUGUGAUGUACAGCUGACAACUGAUUGAUACACUGAAAUGCAACAACGCUAUAAAAACAUGCUGUUUUUGAGCAACACACUCCCUUUUCUUCAUUAGACACUGUGAAUCAUGAAAUAGAAGCCCUAAUAAGUAUUUGGGGAGACUGUUAGUGAACAUACGAAGGAAACAAAAGGGUGACGCCACACAUCUGUUGGCUGUUGGUUAAUGUCUCAUGAGAUUAUGGUCUGUGAUGUCAAAGAUCACAUUCUAACCAUCUCACUGGGUAUUUAUAGCUGACUAAAAGGCAGUAUGCCAGAAGUGAAACUGGUGUGGGGAGCAAUGCAGAGCACCGGUUUGACAGUUAAAUGCUUUGGACAUUUUGUGAGUUUUCCCAACCUCCCACCUUCACCAACAACUGAAUUCCUUAUGCUGGUAACCAGCUUUAUAAGUUUCUGACAUGUGUUCUUGCCUGACUGAAACAAUUAGAUAGAUUACUUGAGAGUCACUGUGAAAUAGAUUUUUAUUCGGUCAGUAAUAUGGUCGGACUAAUUUUUUUAACUAUCACUCAUCAAGUUGUGUCAAGCUAAAGGCAGAAUUAAUCAGCAAACAUUUCUGUACUCAUCUUGAAUGGUGUGGAUGUUAUAGAUUCCUUUACUCCUUUCUGAAUCAGCCAGUGAGGUUUAGUUACAUUCCUGUUUAAAUUAUUUGUUACAUAAAAAAGCUAUUUAUUUGUUGUAUGUAUGACACUGCUCUUCUACAAAUGAUUGAAAGAUAUUGUUUCACUGAAAUGGUGUGUAAAUGUCUUACUUUCGUAAAAAUAAAUUUAAAAGAAGACAAUGGGUAAACAGCUGAUGUGGAUUUCCGAAACCAUGACUCAGUGAAAAAGGCAAACUCAAGGAAAACCCUGAAACAACGUGAUGCCUACAGGAAAUGAAACACGAUACCACUUAGCUAUACAUGGGAUCCCCAUAUGCAAAUUCUGUACAAAAACCAGGGCAGUGGUUUCAAAGCUUCUAAAUGUACUUCCUCUUUUAAGCUUCCACUCGAUUUAAAAAAAAAAAGUCCCACAUUGUAUAACAGCAGAGAAA
This is a messenger RNA of Scomber scombrus (Atlantic mackerel), 2927 nucleotides long. RefSeq names its product interleukin 10 receptor, alpha (gene il10ra). Lineage: Eukaryota; Metazoa; Chordata; Actinopteri; Scombriformes; Scombridae. The transcript has 7 exons. Bases 178 to 1887 code for a protein of 569 amino acids. The record is from RefSeq and is a predicted model, not a curated record. Gene Ontology annotation, molecular function: protein binding.